Molecule: messenger RNA, 2196 nt
Organism: Brassicogethes aeneus
Lineage: Eukaryota; Metazoa; Arthropoda; Insecta; Coleoptera; Nitidulidae
Source: the annotation of a GenBank genome assembly
AUGACUUCCAUAAUAAAAUUAACUGCCGUUUCGGGGGCCAUGGACGAAUCGCCCCCAUGUUACAUUCUACAAGUAGAUGAUGUUAGAAUUUUGUUAGAUUGUGGAUGGGAUGAAAAGUUCGAUAUGGAGUUUAUUAAGGAAGUAAAAAGGCAUAUUCAUACAAUCGAUGCAGUGCUUAUUUCCUACCCUGAUGUAUUUCAUUUGGGCGCCUUACCUUAUUUGGUUGGUAAAUUGGGUUUAAAUUGUCCCAUAUAUUCCACAAUUCCUGUGUAUAAGAUGGGGCAAAUGUUUAUGUAUGAUUUGUAUCAGUCUCAUUACAAUAUGAAGGAGUUUGAUAUUUUUUCCCUUGACGAUGUUGAUGCCACAUUUGAAAAGAUUAUACAGCUGAAAUAUAAUCAGAGUGUACCACUUAAAGGUAAAGGAUAUGGUUUAACUAUAACACCAUUACCGGCAGGUCAUAUGAUUGGUGGUACUAUUUGGAAAAUAAUGAAAGUUGGUGAAGAAGACAUAAUUUACGCCAACGAUUUUAAUCACAAGAAGGAAAGGCAUUUAAAUGGUUGUGAAUUGGAGAAAUUGCAAAGGCCUUCAUUGCUUAUUACUGAUGCCUAUAAUGCUUCCUAUCAACAAGCUAGAAGAAGGGCAAGGGAUGAAAAACUUAUGACCAAUAUUCUUCAAACUCUACGCAAUAAUGGAAAUGUUCUUAUAGCUGUAGAUACAGCUGGUAGAGUAUUAGAAUUGGCUCACAUGUUGGACCAAUUGUGGAGAAAUAAGGAAUCUGGACUUCUAGCUUAUUCUUUGGCUUUGUGUAAUAAUGUUAGCUAUAAUGUUGUUGAAUUUGCCAAGUCGCAAAUUGAAUGGAUGAGUGACAAACUUAUGAGGAAUUUUGAAGGGGCUAGAAAUAAUCCAUUUCAAUUUAAACAUUUGCAAUUAUGCCACAGUUUGCAUGAGUUGGCUAAAGUGUCAAGUCCAAAAGUGGUUUUGGCCAGUUCAGCUGACAUGGAAAGUGGUUAUUCCAGGGAAUUAUUUUUACAGUGGUGUUCCAAUCCCAAUAAUAGUUUAAUAAUUACUUCAAGGACUUCUCCUGGAACUUUGGCAAGGGAACUAGUUGAUAAUGGAGGAAAUAGGGAAAUUGAAAUGAAUGUGGAAAAAAGAGUUAAGUUGGAAGGGGCUGAGUUGGAAGAAUAUGAAAAAAAGAUGAAGGAGUUAAGGAAUGUUAAAAAAGAAAGUGACAACGAAUCAGACUCUGACGACGACAUCGAGAUGAGCGUUAUCUCCAAGGGCCGUCACGACAUCGUGAUCAAACAGGAGGGCAAAGUGUCGGGCGGAUUUUUCAAGGUCACCAAAAAACAGUACCCCAUGUACCCGUUCAGCGAAGAGAAAAUCAAGUGCGACGAAUAUGGAGAAAUAAUCAAGCCUGAAGACUACAAGCUGGCGGAUGUGGUGCCUGAGGAGGACAACAAGGAGAACAUUGUGAUCAAGAAGGAGGAGGAGGAUAUAACUGAAAUCCCGGAAAUCCCCACAAAAUGCAUCAUUCUAAACCGUACAGUCCAAGUAAACUGCCAGGUUCAGUACAUAGACUUUGAAGGCAGAUCCGAUGGUGAAUCCCUAAUGAAAAUUUUGUCACAACUAAGACCUAGAAGAGUGGUAAUAGUACGUGGUUCUCCAGAAAACACUAAAGUCAUAGAAAACCAUUGCACUGAUAUUUUGCACACCAGGGUUUUUGUGCCCAGCAAAGGAGAUACCAUUGAUGCCACCAGCGAAACGCAUAUCUACCAAGUUAGGCUUACGGAUGCGUUAGUUUCCCAACUGAACUUCCAAAAGGCUAAGGAUGCGGAAGUUGCAUGGAUAAACGCUCAGAUUGUUUUAAGGGAGAGCCAAUUGGAUGCUAAAAGGAUGACAAUUGAUAAUGAACCCAUGGAAGAAGAGGACGACUUUAAUGUUCUAACCCUGGAACCAUACCCAGGCGAAAUUCCCCAUGACCCAGUGUUCAUAAAUGAACUAAAACUAUCAGACUUUAAACAAGUCCUUGGCAAAAAUAGUAUUCCUUCAGAAUUCUCAGGAGGCGUGUUAUGGUGCAGUAGUGGCACCAUUGCAUUAAGAAAAGUGGAAAAUGGCAGAAUAAUGAUAGAAGGUUGUAUUUCAGAAGAUUAUUACAAAGUCAGAGAACUUCUGUACGAGCAAUAUGCUGUUUUAUAG